Dalotia coriaria is the source of this 3989-nucleotide messenger RNA. Its product is annotated as zinc finger protein Lobe. Bases 175 to 3483 code for a protein of 1102 amino acids. Gene Ontology annotation, biological process: regulation of transcription by RNA polymerase II. The transcript has 6 exons. Lineage: Eukaryota; Metazoa; Arthropoda; Insecta; Coleoptera; Staphylinidae. The record is from RefSeq and is a predicted model, not a curated record. Gene Ontology annotation, molecular function: RNA polymerase II cis-regulatory region sequence-specific DNA binding; chromatin insulator sequence binding; DNA-binding transcription activator activity, RNA polymerase II-specific. Gene Ontology annotation, cellular component: chromosome; nucleus.
CCAUCCAAAAGCAAGAGCGGCGCCGCGACAACCACCAACCGCGCCAGCACAACGUGCUCGCCGCCAACUAACCUCCGCGCGCACGCCGCCGUUCGCGCGCGCGGCCGGCGGCAAAUCCAAACCCCGCAUCGUGUCCGCGCGCGUCCGUGUUGAAAUGUGCUGAGGACGGACAGCAUGUCGCGCAGGAAGCAGGCGAAUCCGGCGAAACUAGGUGAAGCCGAUGGUGUCCCAAUGGUUCCCAUUGGAUCGGAUGGUAAAGAGCAGACAAGUGAAGAAUUUUCUACGAUUGAUGUGAAGGAAGAAAAUGUGGAUGAUGAAAAUGACAGCAAAGGGCAAAUACCUAAUGGACGUGAAGAUGACGAUGAAGAGGAGGAAAACGACGACGAUGACCUCGACACUGACGAUGACGACGAUGGCAGUCUGCUUAAUGGCCAAGGAAGUUCACCACUAAGUAGUUCCGAUCAAGCAUCACCAGCGUCAUCAUGUCAGAGUUCAUUGAGUGACGCUGCUGAUACCGCCGAAGAGGGUGGGUACACCCUUGGUGCGACACCUACCACUCCAUACGAGUGCGACGUGUGUAAACGUGCCUUUGCACGCUCCUCACAACUCAGCAAACAUAUACAGACCCACACCGAGCAGUUGCAAUUCAGUUGUCCCUACUGUCGGCGAUUGUUCAAGCACAAGAGAUCACGUGAUCGCCACACCAAGUUACACACCGGUGAUAAAAAGUAUAAGUGUUUACAUUGCGAGUCGGCAUUUGCAAGAAGUGAUCAUUUGAAGAUCCAUAUGAAAACGCAUGACAAUAAAAAACCGCAUCAAUGUGAUUUAUGCAAUCGUGGAUAUAAUACUGCGGCGGCGCUGGCGUCGCAUCAACAGCAUCACUCGAAACAGGAAACGCGUCGGUGUGGUAGCAGUAAUAGUCGUAGUAGUAUUUCCGGAAGUUCCCCGAGUCCCGUAACGCUUCUACGUUGUCCCAACUGUAGCGAAUCUUUUGAUAAGACCGAAACUCUGCAAACUCAUCAACAAACCUGUCGAAAAUCUUUAGAAUCAUCCGAAACACCUCCAGUGACCAACGCAGCGUUGAAUUUACCUAAAAUUGCGUGCAUGUAUUGCGGAAAAGAUUUCCUUAGCAUGGCUCACAUGUAUUCUCAUAUUCACGCUGAACAUCGCGCGAUUUAUAUGAAUAACUCUGCUACGCCACAGCCAGCGCCAUUAGAUCUCCACUCACCAAGUGAUACAAACGUUGAAGAUUUGUCGCCGAAGACACGUCCUAGUUCCACACCUACGUAUGCGUGUGAUCGUUGCACGAUGAGGUUUGAUUCCUCGCCACUUUUGCAAGAACACGUGGAUAGCGUGCAUUGGACACGUUAUAAAUACGAAUACGAUCAGAAACCUACGGAUUUAAGCCGGAAGCGACGUCAUGAGGAUGAUUGCGCCAAGUCAGAUAAACGUCUGGCGUCUGAAGCGGCUAAACAAGAUGGCGCUUCACCGUAUGAGGCUAAUGAUAAGCCUUGUAUUUGUAGUUAUUGCUACGCGCAGAUGCCUAAUUUUAAAAUGUUUCUAUUACAUAUGGAGACGCAUGUGAUUAACAGUGUAGCACCUGUUUUACCACAGAAAGCACCAACGUGUCCAUUAUGCGGAGAAUCCGCGAAGAAUGCCCUUGAGUUAGGACGGCAUAUUUUUGGACAUGCGAUAGCUAAUGUAGCGGCGUAUUGUUGUCAUGCGUGUAAGAAACCAUUUGAUAAGGUGGAGCAUUUGAGGAAGCAUCUGAUGGAAGCGCAUGCGCAGACAAUAUAUAAAUGUACCAUUUGCAAUGAGACUUUUGAUAAUGAUCAAAGCUUGCAGGUACAUUUUGGUAACAAACACGCAGUUGAAUGCAAACACUUCCGGUGUAAUUUAUGCACUGAGCAGGUAUUCCACGAUCGUUUAACAGCCGAAUUACAUGUGAAUAUGAAACAUUCACUUGCAUCUCCACAUCAUCCCGCAGCUACUGUAGCAGGCACCCCAGGAAACCCUGCGUUUUUAAAUUUUCUUCCCGAUUUGGACCAUCAUGAACGCAGCGCUCCAUAUUACCAAUGCCCGUUUUGUCAAAAACUAUUCAAGGACGAGUACCUACAAUAUGUGCAUAUUCUCCGUGAACACAAUCAUCGCCUUGCUGGUGGGAUUCAACCAGAGUCUAAACAACAGAAACAUUCGUUAGACUCUGCAAGAUUUCGAUGUAAUGUCUGUCAAAAAAGUACUGCAUCUGAAGCAGAUCUAGCCACGCAUAAAAAACUACACCAUGCAAAACUGCGCACUGUAAGUUUACAAUGUGCGUACUGUAAUGAACACUGUAAAUCAAGGUCUGACCUGGAACACCAUAUGAAGACACACCAGGUGGCUGCGUCUGGAAAAGGCAAACAUAAAUGUAACAUUUGUGAUGAGAUUUUCGCCAGUGCAACAACACUAGCUGAACAUAAAUUAUCACAUUGUAAAAUAGUAGCUGGGAAUAAUUGCACCCAAUGCAAAACACUUCUCACUGAUGAGAUGUGUUUCUAUAACCAUCAACUACAACAUGGUACAUCAUCCUCCGGUGGAAAUUCAACUAAGAAUAUGUUGUCACUACCUGCUAAUUGUAUAGUGUGUUGUCAAACACUACAAACAGACGUGGAGAUAAAACUUCACGCGAGUUUUCAUCUCAGGCAUUUACGUCAACAACCACAGACACAACAUCAGAAGGAAUACCUCUGUGCUGUUUGUAAUAAACUAUGUGAUGCUUCGAAUUUACAUAAUAUGCAUUCGGUGUAUGUGUGUAAGGAUUGCGCAGCAAUGGCGCCACUUGCAAAUGGCAACGGUAAUAAAUCACCGUUGAAAUCGCCUCCCUCCAAAUCACCUUCGAAGACCAGCUCACCCCAAAUUAACAAAGAGAAACAUUUAUUUGCUUGCCUGAAAUGUCCACGAACAUUCACCAGUGAAGAAGAGACUCAGAAUCAUGCAAGUAGUCACUUACAGGAUGAAUCAACAAGUUCAUUGGAAUGUCAUCUGUGUAGGAAUGUGUUACCUUCAGCGCUCAAACUGCAGGUACACCUUAUCGAACACAACUUUAUGGGAAUAGGGCAGUACCGUUGUUAUGUUUGUUCAUCAGUAUUCACAACCGCGACUGGAUUACGGGGACAUAUUGUAGAACAUGGUCCUGAUCAUCGUCCCUAUGAAUGCUCAGAAUGUACAACCAAGUUUUACUUUGAGACAGAAUUGGAAAAUCAUAAAUUUAUGCAUUUGCAACAAGCGAAGAUUACUUAUGAGAAGUACAUUGAGUGUUCAAGGUGUGCCACUUCAAUACCAGAAGUCACUUAUUACUCCGAACAUGUGCAUACUUGUACUGCGAGUAACGGAAGUAAUCACACAUCGAUUGUAAAUAUUAAAGUGGAAAACAAUGUGGAGUAUGAGAUUCGCAGCGAUAUUAAAACUGAAGCCGGUAGCGAAUGUAACACGCCAUUGGUUUAAGAUUUUAAAUUUAUAUUUAAACAUUUUUUAGUUUUUUUCUACGAGAGAGCAAACAGAGUAAUAUGUACUUAAAUUAACGUAGGUAGAAUUUGUGAUACUGCAUCUAUUAGUUGGCUGCGAUAUGGUAUGAAUAUGAUGAUAUUCGCACGUCAUUUGCAAACAUAACUUCAAUUCUGUAAAUAUCACCGUGCAUACAUAAUUGCGUCAGGGCGACAAUGUUAGUUCCUCUUGAUAAUAUUUGAUGAUGACGCACAUUACAUUAUUUUUUACAGCGCAUUGGGGAGACUGAUGCGUUCACGUUAGUUCUGUAUGCAUUCGCGCGUUGAUUUUUUUGCAUUGUUUGUACAAAUUGUUUUCAUGUUGAGAUAUUGUUGAACGCGAAUUAUUGAAUAUCGUAUACAUACAGCAACCGUCCACAUCCCAAGGUCCAUACACGUCCAAUCUUCAUUUUUGUCACAUACAUAUUGUGUUAUUUAUUUCGAUAUGUCAAUAAAUCUUUGAACAAA